Molecule: messenger RNA, 2995 nt
Organism: Pseudo-nitzschia multistriata
Lineage: Eukaryota; Bacillariophyta; Bacillariophyceae; Bacillariales; Bacillariaceae
Source: the annotation of a GenBank genome assembly
ACUUAAUACUUGAGGAAUGGGUAAAACUUUUUGUGUACAGAUCGCAUGAAAGACCUGUGCUAUCACAUCGAACCCGCAAAGCAAUGCCUCCCAUCGGAUCUGAAGUUUUUGGUUCAGAACAAUAGUGCUCGGUGCGGCUACGACUUUUCAAACAUUUUUACUCCGGUAGAAAAAUAAUUAGUAGCAGUGAUUAUCUUUAGUGACUUGUUGCUGUCGUUCUCGUUGUUCAUCCCGCAAGAUAGAAACAGAAACUCAAACUCCCGUGCGGUAACCACUCGUAUCGCUUUGCUAUCUGCAUUUUAAUCCCAUUUCGAAAGCAGUCCGAAUCAGCAUCUUGGAUUCUACGAUGCCUGUGGAGGGAAACAAGUGGACCGUCCGAAGGCAUUCGUUGUUUUUGCCGCCACCACCACGACAGAUUUCAUCGACGAUUGCUUUCAGGGUGACGAAGGAACUUGUGUUUUCAUCUGAAUCUAAUUCGUCGUUGGUGCGAUAGCGAUUCCCUUUCCCAUUCAAUGACAACGAUGGGCUGGUAGAAAUACCAAUGGCUGUCACCUUGUUGUUGGUUCUUCGAACCGUUCGAAACGAAGAUCGAAUGGCACUCCUAAGCUGUGUUGCUACGUAGUGUUGGUCGCUGUCAAAAUCCUUCGCAUCCUCGUUAACAUUGGUGACGAGAGGAGGGACUGCUAAGACGAUGCAGAGAUUGCGAUUGCCACCGGCGCCAAUGUCGUCAAGUGCCACAGAUUCCCCUGUUGCGCACUUUACGGUCCCCCAUUGCGUUUCGGUCAGUGUUUCGAGAUCAUGAAUUUUCUCGGAGAGUUUCAAUUUACGAUCAGUGUCGCCCGAUUCCGAUAUGGCCUUGCUGUUGCUCGUAAGGUCGCAUGCCUCAUUGGUAAAAACAAUCAUAGCAGAAACAGUGGAAUUAUCUUUUCCGCUAGUGCCCCCGGUUUUCGAACAUGGAAAAUCUGUCCACAAACAACCAGGUGAUAUCUUGAGUGUGCAAGUGUCUGAUAAGCAAAACUCGGCCUCGGCCGGGGGCGACUCCUGAACCAAGUGGCUAGUAGGACUCCCAACGCUUGACAUAGACUGCCCAAGCGUUUCGGCAAGUGCUAUCAUGGUCUUCAUCCGUUCUUGGAUUUCUAGAAUGGACUCCUGGGCAGCCGUUGAUUGGGAACUUAUUGAACUGGAGGAAGACUGCUCCUUUACCAUGGAGCGCUUCAGGGUUAAAAGUUGCCGCUUGACAGAGUUUGCUUCGUCGUAGCGCUUUGCUUUCAACAGAGCUCUAAACUUUUCCUUGAGAUCUCUCUCUUUCGUUUUCAUGUCUGUCAAACUAGGAUAUGUUUUUCUGAGAUCUUCCAAUUCCUGCAAUGUUUUGUCAAUGUCGCUGGCACGGAGAUAAUAGUGGUUUUGCACAGCCUGUUCCUUUCGUGCCAUCCACUUGGCAACUUGUCGUUCGAGCUCUGUCGAGGACGCUACGGAAACCACUGGCCUCUGCGCCAAUCGCAGCAAUCUAUAUAGAUCCUCCUGUUGGCAUGAAGCGGCUUUUCUCGCAAUAUCUCGGGGAUUGCCGCUGCCCAUUAAAUUGUAAAGCUCGCUCUGGUGCGGAGAUCGAACUACGUCUUGCUUUGGAUCCACGAAGACGGUCGGUCCAGCAGCUUUUGAGUUAGGUAGCAAACAACUCUCAAAUUCUUCAACGGUAUCAACGGUGCAACUGCAAUCCUUUUCAUUCAAAGAUAGAAGCGGGCACGCAGAGCCAAAAACUCGGACCGUUGAUGUGUAAUCGAGUGGACCCAGAUGAAUGGUAGCUUCUUCCGAUUUCGAUCGCUUCGAUUUGACUCGGGACUCGUCGGUGGCCGUGAUCAAUAGAAUUUUCACGUUGACCUCGUUCAGAAUGUGGGUGAGGAAUCGUUCGAGCAUUUCGCCUGCUAUUUCGUUUGCAAAGAUACGACCAUCGAUGACGAGAAUGCUGUUUUUUCCCUCCAUCUCGAUAACAAUGCGUUCCCGACUUUCAGCGUAGUCUUCCUCGUCCCAAACAUCAUCUUCGGCUUCAACAAUCCAUUUCAUAACAUUGCAUAAAUCUCCAUAUAGAGAGUCUGGGUCCGGUGUGACACCGGGAGGGGUAGGAAACCAAUAAACGGAAUCAAUCUCCAACGAACGGGAUCGCUCUAAAAUAUAGCGACUCAAUACAGCCAGAAUACUCUUCUUUCCCGAUCCCGGGGCUCCUCCGACUCGAACCACAUCAUCUACCCUCAGGGAUUCAAGAAUUUCGUAAAGAUCAACCUCUCUUCCCACGAAUUGUUUCGGGACCUCUGGUAAAAUGCUCGUAUCUUCGGACAGGUCUUUUGCCAAAACAGAUUCAGUUAUCGGUGGUGGAGAUUGUUGGAAAAAAAUUUCCACGUCGUGGUUCGAACAAUGCUCGGGAAGCAAUUUAUAAGCGUCCAAAAGCCGGGGCGGUUUGGAAAAUUUUUUGCACUCGUUGAUUCCAAUGUCGAAAGCCUCUCGAAGCGUUUUUCUCUGCCCGAGCGCCCCGUAAAACGCCCUGGCGAAAUCGAUAGGCCCUUCGUCAGAGUAUGUGGUUUCUCGCUGCAACGCCACCACGUGGGGUACGCCUGCGUUCAAAAAGACUUCGCCAAGAUGACGAGAAUUGCAGGAAGAAACCACCACCAGCUUUAUCUUGCUGGCGGCGACCAUUUUCUUCAGAGAGUCCAGCGGCAGGGCUUGCAUAUAUCCGAAUCCGUUUUCGAGUAUGAGACAAUCGGAAUCAUUUCCAUGGCACGAGAAAUGCAUCACCGGACUCAAGGACUUGGAGAAAUACAGCUUGAAAUUGUUCUGGGUGGCAUUUUGGAACACGACAUCGAUGUUCUUGUCCUCGGGCAAAACGUCCCUGAGGCUUCGUGCUUCGAGAUCAAAGUCCAGGAGAGGAACUCCAACGUGUUGCAUUUUUUUCCGGUCAAAGUAUGCUAGAGGAGCAGAUUGGAAUACGAACAUUCGAUCAACC